AUGGUUGAAAGGGUUGUGCUUCAGGUGUCAUGGCAUGAGUACAAACCACACUACCUCUCAAAGGACUCUCACAAAGACGGACAUGAUCAUGAAAAUGUGAACGACAUUGAUUCUGUUGCUGGUGGUGAACGAGCGUCAUUCGACAGAGCCGAUUUGAACAAUAACGGGUUGCUAGAUUCUGAAGAAUGGCUAAGAUUUUUCCAUCCAGAACACAACAAGGAUUCUUUGAAGGAGAUGGCUGGUGACAUCUUAAAGCUGUACGAUCUGGAUGGUGAUGGAAAAGUGACCAGAGAAGAAUUCUCGGCUUCACGCCCAUCAGAGAAGGGAGAUGACGACAAAUCGCUCCAAAAAAGGAAGGCGGAAAGGGAAGCCGAAUUCAACAAACAAAUCGACGCCAACGGUGACGGAGUGGCCACCAUCGAUGAGAUUUUCGAGUACAUCAAUCCACAAAACGCAAAAAGUCUUGCGGCUGAGGCAUCCGAACUUAUCGACGCCAUAGACAGUGAUGGUGAUCGAAGGCUGACAUUGGAUGAAUUACUGAAGCAGGAUCGACUCGUCGAAUUCAGUCCGUUACUCUCAGUGGCAGAAACGCUCCAUGAUGAUCUUUAG
Molecule: messenger RNA, 609 nt
Organism: Ostertagia ostertagi
Lineage: Eukaryota; Metazoa; Nematoda; Chromadorea; Rhabditida; Trichostrongylidae
Source: the annotation of a GenBank genome assembly